Molecule: messenger RNA, 1150 nt
Organism: Magnolia sinica
Lineage: Eukaryota; Viridiplantae; Streptophyta; Magnoliopsida; Magnoliales; Magnoliaceae
Exons: 7
Coding region: 450-803 (117 amino acids)
Source: RefSeq, a predicted model, not a curated record
GUAUCUGCCUCUCUCUCGGUUCUCUCCCUCUCCCGCGGUCUGUCUCGACACAACAAACGGGUGGCCAUAGCCCGCGAUUGUACUCGAGCGGACGAAAAGCCCCAAACUUUUCAGUUUCUAUCAUUUUCUACGUCUCUCACUUCCUCCUCCUGGAUUCCUCACCGUCAUCUCUCUCUCUCUCUCUCUCUCUGCACAACCCCGAGCCUUCCCUCUGCCUCUCUCCCGCCUUAUCUCUCUCAUCUCUCCCUGCUGGAGUGACGAAGCACCCAUCAUACCUCUGCAUCUGACGGAAGCUACGAAGGUUGGGGGAGCAGCUGGUGGAACAAAGUAAGGGAGUUGGGUAGAAUUGCAGAGAAUCCCAAGGGUAAAAUUGAGAAAAAUGUUUUGGAAGUAACACUGCUGGAGAACAACAACAACACUGCCUCCAAGAUCCACCAGCUAAGAAAGUCAUGGCCUAUUCUUCAACGGAUAUGGACCAUCCCUUUUUUGAAACCAGCCCCUCAUCUCCAGAUCGGAAUCCAGCUAAGGAAGUCAUGGCCUAUCCUUCUUCUACUUCUGAAACCAGUCCCGUGUGUACGACAAAGAAAUGUAGGAAGCUGAAACAACGUAGGCUAGAAGGCUCCUUGGAACAAGAUGAACAACUCCUGCUGGAGGGAUUUGUCAUGGACAUCUCUGUGCGCCCCACACAGCCCCAUCACAGCUUUAUUGCAGAUGUCCCCAGAAGCACUAGGAGGGAGGAGAGAGGUAUUGGAAAUUACCACAUGAGGAGACGAGAUGAAGAUUCUGUGGACCUGUUCAUGUGAUGCUUCCCGGAAGUUCAUCAUUGGGCAGGGAGACAAUGUGCAUAUUUCUUUUGCCUGCUCAUGUGGCAAGACCCGGAAACUCAUCCACAACCCCUGCCAGUGAUGAGAGGGCUGUGAUGAUGAUCUCAGAGGGAGACCCCUUCCAGAAAAGGUCAUCCCCUCUUCUCCCUUCUCUCUACACUUUCUCCUGUACAGCAUUGGGCGCAACAUCUUAGUUCUGGGGAAUGAGAAUUUGACAAAAACCUUUCUACAUCAUAUAGAAUUUACAUUUGGAUGGAUGCUUUUUAAGAGAAGUUAUCAAUAAGCUACAUGUAAGAAAUGUAAGAAGGUGAUACUUUUUAAGAAAA